GGGACAAAAGAAAACCUGCCAGGAGAGAUUGAGAUUCACCCCAGCCGAAGCCCAGCGAGGCCAUGCUCACGCUAUGACCACUACAAUGUUUCGGUCUGUAAUGUUGACAGUCCUCCUGAUGCAUAUCAUUCUGGUAUCUCAUGGUGCUCAGUGUUUGGAGCCUGAGGAGGGAUCCUCUCUGCGUUCAGGUGCCCUGGACCUCCCGUGGCAUGAUGAGCUGUGCUGUGACUCACCUUCAGCCCACCACAUUGUGGAGGGAGAUGCCACGCUCGCACCGAAGACAAACCGCUCUGAAUCAAACCUCCCACAUUAUCCCCUCUGCAGCUUCAGGAGCUCGACAACCAAAUCACAUCCUCACGAGCCCUCUGGCGGCACCUGUUUGGACAUACUGUGCAGAAUUGAUGAAAACUGGGAAAAUUUAAUAUGUGACCUUCAGACUCGAGGUCCGCUGGAUGCUGGUCUCAUGGCAGUUAAUUUACAGCGUCUGUUGUCGCAGAAAGACGACACAGAGGUGAAGGAUGGGAAUACUGCACCUGAUAAUCCUGUCGUCUGUAAGGUGGAGGAUUCCUUCACGUGUUCAGUAACUCUUGACGCUACGACAAGCUUUGUCACCGUGGUAACCGUCAGCAUCUCCGAUGCCGUCGCUCCGCCAGUUUUCCUCAGGAUUCCUGCCCAACCUGUGAAGCCAAGUCCUCCAGUCAACCUGUCACACAUUCAGACCAUUGAGGCAGAACUGAUUGUCCUCUGGGACGACCCGUCAGACUCUGAUACCGGUCCGCUGAGAUACGAAGUCCGACACUCUUCUAACACCACUCACCCAGCCUGGCAGGUGGUGUCUGUACCUGCAGAGCCUAGGUUGUCUCUGGAGCUGAAGCCCAGACUGAACUACACCAUCCAGGUCCGCUGCUCUAGCCUGGACGAGCCUCCGGUGUGGAGCGAGUGGAGUGAACCUCACCACAUCUACCUGGACACGGUGAGCUACAUCCCUGAGAAAGUGGUGGCGCGACCGGGGGAGUACGUAACGGUGUAUUGCGUGUUCAACGACCACAGCAUCAACGCCAGCACGGCCAUGUGGGUGCUCAACUUCAAACAGGAGCUUGAUCGCAGCCUGUACCACCCGGUCAACCAGCGGGUCAGCCAGAUCACAGUACGUCCUUCGGAGACUCGGAUGUACGACCUGCUGCGGUGCACUCAGAAGUGGAGCAUCCCGUACAGCCAGAUCUAUGUAGAAGGAGCUUCCAUCGAUAUUAAAUGUGAAACCAACGGUGAUAUCGAUGCUAUGGACUGCAGCUGGGUGAACAAACAGUUUACUAAACCCACAUUCAGAUCCAGGUGGGCUGACCUGCCGUGUGACGUGAUGGAGGAGAGGGAAAGAGCAGGGGAGAGAGUCGGGGAGAUGGGGCCCUCUUGCCUGCCGGUCCGAUCCAGGCAGGAAAAAUGCACCAUCCACCCUCUGAGGAUGAACUGCUACAAGCUGUGGCUGGAGGUGGGCCCCAUCAGGUCUAAACCCAUCUACCUGUCGCCCAUCGAUCAUGUGAAACCCCACUCACCCACUAAUGUGAAGGCAGUGAGCCGAAGCAACGGGGUGCUGAUGGUCACAUGGGAGCCUCCGUCUCUGCCCGUCGAGGGGCUCCAGUGUCAGUUUCGGUACCACUCACCGUCCGCUGUGAGACCGGAGUGGCAGGUCCAGAGUCCAGUGCGUGUCCCGUGGGCGGAGGUCGCGGUGUCGGACAUGUGCCGGGUGUAUGUGGUGCAAGUACGCUGCAUGCACACCAACGGCACCGGCUACUGGAGCGAAUGGAGCGAUUCGGUCUACUCCACACCUCAAAACAGCAGAGCUCCUGAGCGUGGCCCUGAUUUCUGGAGAAUCCUUCAAGAUGAUCCAUACAGAAACCAGACUAAUGUCACUCUGCUAUUUGAGCAUCUCCAAAUAUCAGGGCGCUCUUACUGCGUAGAUGGAUUCAUAGUCCAGUACCAGGCGUCGAGUGGCUCUGUGAUGAGGGAGAAGAUCGAGCUGGCGUCCUCCUACAGCUUUGAGUGGAAUCAGGUGCUCCAAACUGUCACUGUGGAGGCCUACAAUAAUCUGGGAAGCUCCGCUAACAAUAUCAACAUGACGCUGGAGAGACAGCCCAAACGCCGCUGUUUGCGUUCAUUCAGCGUGGUGGUUAUCAACAGCACCUGUGUGUCUCUGUCCUGGAGUCUGUUGGACAACAGCUCUUUGCCUCUGUCCAUGGUGGUCCAGUGGUCCCCACAGAGGCAACAGGACUCUGAUCAUCACAAAGGCCGGAGUGGAGAUACAUGGGCCAGACUGCCCUACACAGACCGUCCCAUCUAUCUGAGAGGUGAUUUCUUGGGCUCUGACGAGUCUGGCUUCUACGUAUACCCUGUUUUUACUGAUGGAGAAGGGGAGCUGAUGUAUGCUAUAGCCACCAGAGGAGACCCUGCAGCCUACAUGAUGCUGAUGAUCAUCUCCUUCCUUUCCAUUGUCCUCUUCGUCACCCUGAUCCUCUCCCAAAACCAGAUGAAAAAGUUUGUGUGGAAGGAUGUUCCCAACCCAAACAAGUGCUCCUGGGCCAAAGGACUAGACUUCAAAAAGGCUGACAACUUUGACCACCUGUUCAGACCUCCAGAUGGCCUGUCAGCCUGGCCGCUGCUCCUGCCGUCUGAGAACAUUUCCAAAGUCGUUGUAGUGGACAAGAUGGAUCUCUCAGCUCUGACUACAGUUUUAGUCCAAGCCCCACUGGACCCAGCCACUGCCUUUUCUCUCACCCUUCCUCCAGGGUUUGACUCGGAGGUCGAACAAGCCCAACCCAUGAAGAGUGAGGUGCUCCUAGCUGGAGCUCCUUUUUUAGCCCUUAAUCUAGAUACUAGUUCAAGCCCAAGUAUAGAACAGUUACAGCUAGUCGAUCCCCCAACAGACCAGCCUCCAGGCAGCAACGACAGCUCCGCUCAGUCUUCAGUCACAUACGCCACUGUGCUGCUCUCUGUACUGAAGCAGGAGCAGCAGCCCGCUCAUCUCCACUACAAGGACGGUAGCGGCAGCAGCUCCAGCGACGAGGGUAAUUUCUCUGCCAACAACUCAGACAUUUCCGGGUCUUUCCCUGGCGGCCUGUGGGAGCUGGACAGCUGCCGAGGCGGAGAGAUGGACGACCCGCGGCGCUCCUGCUCCUACAACUCCGUGGAGGAGCUUUCUGAAACGUCAGAGCAAGAAGACGAAGAAGAGGAGCCGAGAAAAGAGAAGGACUUGUAUUAUCUAGGAAUGGACUAUCCGGUGGAGGAUGAGGACAGCGAGGAAGACGAGGGGCAGAGAGAAGAGGACACGCGUAUUGAGCUGCUUAAAAAUGUAGUUUUGAACAUAGAGGACUGUUCUGUGGAGUCACACCCUUUGCUCGGCCCUGAGGACUCUAGCAAGCUGCUCUCGACGUCGACGUGUGGCUUCUCUCCGCUGUACCUGCCUCAGUUCAGAACUGCUCCGUGCACGAGGCAACUCACAGCGCAACCACAAGACAGCACCCGAGCCGUGACUCUCACACAGACUGCAUUUCAAUGAAAAUGUACACCUUUAAAUCCGUCGUGUCACUGACUGCGUCAUAAUUCAGCAUUUACCAAAGCAGAUUUGCACAGACAUAGUGAGGUGUGGAGCUGAAAAAAUGUAAAAAUACCUUGACUGAUGUGUGAUUGCAUAUUGAUGUUCAUCAAUGCUGCUAUUGUGUUCUGUGGGGAAAGACGUCAGGAGGGCACAAGCCUCAGUUAUUAGGCAUUUCUUUCUUUCUUUAUGGGGCUUUAAACCCCAGAUUCAACUGUGCCACACUGCUCUUCUGCACUCAGUUACUGAUGCAGGAGCUCCUGCUGAGAAAAUUUCAAUAGAGAUUAGGCUGGUGGACUCAUGUACAGCCCUCACAGAGAGCAGCAGGCAGACUGUACAAUCAGUGCAUUGGUCAGGAAAGGAGUAAUAGAGGUGGUAGGCAUCUUGUGGCUUCAAACAUCUUAUACAUGCAGCAUAUUUCACUGGUGGUCAUGCCUUAGAUGCAUAUAAAAAAAGAUGUGGGAAUUGCUGUGUGUGCCUACAUUCGCUCAUCUGCUGCCACCGUAAUGUAGAAAACAAGUUGUGUUUCAUUCUCUGCUGAAUCAUUUCAGCUACAUUUCAAGUGAAACAUGGAAGAGGUUCAAAGAGAAUAAAUAAAUGCGCAGAAAGCUAGAGAGAAAAGGCCCAUAAUCUGCUUUCCUCAAAGCACAUUAGACUGUGAAGUGAAGGAAAACCUUGGGUGUCACUCCAAAGCUAUCGGUGUGACUAAAUGAAAGGUUAGCGAUGAAAACGGAUGAGUAGUUGCAGGUGAUUGAAUUUACUGCAUUUGUAAUCAGCUUGCACAACAACAUCUGCAUGCACUAACCCACCCGCCAACCCAAAGAAUGUAUUCUUGUACUUUGUGCUGUAAUGUAUUUGAGACUUGGUUACAGUUUGUGAGAUAUGUGAUAUCUAUUUUGUUCUGUUUGGCCAUUGACAUAAACACCUGCUGUCCGGUGUAAAUAAAAGACAAAAGAAUGUAUCUUUAAAACCAGAUAAAGACAGAAAUAUUGGUUGACAGAAGUUGUUAUUGUAUAUUGAGAUAUUCCGUUUAUUUUUCAUGGUGGAAAUAAAGUGUUUAUUGUGA
Molecule: messenger RNA, 4652 nt
Organism: Sebastes umbrosus (honeycomb rockfish)
Lineage: Eukaryota; Metazoa; Chordata; Actinopteri; Perciformes; Sebastidae
Gene: lepr
Product: leptin receptor
Biological process (GO): immunoglobulin mediated immune response; cytokine-mediated signaling pathway
Cellular component (GO): external side of plasma membrane
Molecular function (GO): protein binding; cytokine receptor activity
Source: RefSeq, a predicted model, not a curated record